Molecule: messenger RNA, 627 nt
Organism: Nestor notabilis (Kea)
Lineage: Eukaryota; Metazoa; Chordata; Aves; Psittaciformes; Psittacidae
Gene: PEX11G
Product: peroxisomal biogenesis factor 11 gamma
Exons: 5
Biological process (GO): peroxisome fission
Cellular component (GO): peroxisomal membrane
Source: RefSeq, a predicted model, not a curated record
CUGGUGCGGGCGCUGUCGGUGCUCUGCAACGUGGCCAACCAGCUGUACUACCCCUGCGAGCACGUCGCCUGGGCAGCCGAGGCCGGCAUCGUCCGCGCCCGCGCUCGGAAGUGGUGGACCCUGAGCACGGGGCUCUGGGCAUCGGCCCUGCUCCUGGGCAUCCUGCGAUCCCUCAGAAUCUUGUGCCAGUUAAGAAGAAAGCUGAGGCAGCACAAGGGGACAUCUUCGCCUCAGAGUCAGAAGGAAGCGAAAGCCCAAGUGAAGGCUGAAGUUCUGAGCAUCCUUGCACAAGUGGCAGAUCUCUCCAACGCGAUCCAUUGGCUGCCUCCAGGGUUUCUGUGGGCUGGAAGGUUUCCUCCGUGGUUAGUUGGUCUCCUGGGGACUGUAUCUUCCCUGAUAGGUAUCUACCAAGCCUCUAGAGGAGGGAACUCUGAAGCUGUGGUGUCGACAAUAAACGAGAUGAAUGCUUCAAAGUCGGCCUUGAGUGAUCGUUCCUUCCUGAUAACCGGGCAGAUGUUCUUCUACCUGCUUCUAGAAAGCUCCAAGUGGCGCCUGGGCCACAGGAAACGUUUGUGCUGUGGGAGCUUGCAGUGCGCCCCCAAGGACGCCUUCCUGGCUGCGCUCCCG